This is a messenger RNA of Megalobrama amblycephala (Wuchang bream), 4611 nucleotides long. Its product is annotated as toll-like receptor 13. Gene Ontology annotation, cellular component: membrane. NCBI's taxonomy places the organism in Eukaryota, Metazoa, Chordata, Actinopteri, Cypriniformes, Xenocyprididae. The transcript has a single exon. Bases 1341 to 4166 code for a protein of 941 amino acids. The record is from RefSeq and is a predicted model, not a curated record. Gene Ontology annotation, biological process: inflammatory response; toll-like receptor signaling pathway; immune response. Gene Ontology annotation, molecular function: protein binding; transmembrane signaling receptor activity.
UUAGAUGUGUUUGGUGUUAUUUCUCCUUUGUUUAUCAAAGUACCUAUUAUUGUGGAAAUCUGCAUACAUCUCAUCACUACAGCACUGGUAACAGAAGAUCAGACCCUAACAACGACAGGAUUUCCACAAUUCAAUGAUGGAUUUUUUUUCCUUCUCUCCAAGGCUCCUACUUCUCCCGUGCCUCCCACUACCAUGUCAGCGGCAGAUUGGCUCAUCGGGCUUCUGCAGUUUGGACGUUCGCUGCAGAGGUAUGUGGAGGAGUUUGAGUUAGCUUAUUUGACACUGGUCAGAUGCUCGUUUAAUUGCCCUGUUUCUGGACGGACUGGACGAGAGCACUAUCCGUUCUAAUGAACCUGACGAUUAUGUUUCCUUAAACGAUACUGUUAAUUUAAUCUUGUAUUUAAAUGACUCCAAAUUCGUUGUUGAAGAGGUUCAGGAUUAUAAGUGCAAAUCUCAUCCAGUUCUCCCGGGAACAUGGGCGGCCUGGCCAGUUUGUCAAGCUCCAUCUUUCUCUACAUGCCCCUCCUGUGAAUUGCUUUCCUGUACCACGCUGGACCCACACACCUUCUGGUUGUAUGAGGGGAUGGACUGGACCCCUCUUCAAGCCGCUCCAGUAGCUGCCCACGAGCCAGCACCUCCAGUCUCAGCAGCCGAGCCAGCCGCUCCAGCCGCGGCCUGUCCCGAGCCGGCCGCUCCCCAUAAUCCUCCUGUUUCCUCACCUGCACUCACUUCCCUCGUCAUCUCCCCAUCAUUACAUAUCAUCUGCACCUGGACUUCAUCACUCCCUUUAUAAUGGACUCACUCCCUUCACUCCUUGUCUGAUCUUAAUGUUAUGUUAGAUGUGUUUGGUGUUAUUCCUCUGUUUAUUAAAGAACCUAUUAUUGUGGCAAUCCGCAUAUGUCUCGUCACUGCAGCACCAGCACCGGUAACACAAUGGUCCACUUUAGACAUUUUAUUAACUAGAAGUAACUUUUCAACUACGUGUCGACCAACUCUCGUUAGAGUAUUAGUAGAUUGUAGACUGUUAAUAGUGUAAGGAUAGAGUUAGUAGAAUAAGCUGACAUGUAGUUGUAAAGUUACUUUCAACAAGAGGAUAAGUGACUAAAAUUAUCUUUUUUUUUUUUUUUUUUUUGGUGAACUGUCUUUAAGCUCUCAUGUGUUAAAACCACAGAUAAAUAAGGCAACUGAUGAAGAUUCACACCUUCAUAGAAUUUGACCACAGAAAAGGGAAGUUUAUAUCUUAUUCAAAUGUUCUGACAUGUUAAUUAUCUCCAGUGGAAAAAGAGAUGACGCCUAGACGAGCAGAAUCAUAAGCUGUAAAGAUCAUUGAGGAAUUGAAGAUGGUGCUUCUGUUCUCAUUUCUAAUACUAUCUCUCAAGAUAUGUGUUUCUUCUUGGUAUGCUGGUAAAUGUCUUUUCCACAGUGAUGCGGAGCUUCCUGUUAUUAAAACCUGUUCUGGAAAAACAAACACCGCCUUGUGCCGUAGUGUCGCUGACACUAAAGAAGACCUGCGUGAACUUCCAUCAAACUUACAGAACCUCUGCAUUCAAAUGGACCGAAACCACAGUGCCUUGGCUCCAGACUCAUUUGCACGUUUUGUUUCUCUGGAUUACCUUGACAUUACUGGAUGUUUUUCAGAGAUCCCACCAGAAGCUUUUAAUGGUUUGACAAAUGUAACUUCAUUAAGUUUAACUAGCUCAGGUUUAAAAGGCUGUUGUGAGGUAGCUCUUGAUUUCAGUCGCCUUCCCUCACUUAACAGAUUGUUUGUUUCAAAGUAUACAUUGUCAUUAUUGGCACCAAAUGUUUUUGAAAUGAUUCCUCACUUGCAAAAAUUAUUCUUAAACGAAGUGUGUUUGAAGGAUAUAUCUGAGGUUCUGUGUCGACUGGCAAAUGUAAAAUCACUGAAGGGGUUUCAUCUAAAUGAAGAGACAUUAAAUAGACUUCAGUACCCAAACUGCUCAGUUUUCAACACUUCUUAUGGUUACAUAUCUACUGUGUUAAACAUUGAAGAGGUAAUAUUGAAUAUAGGAAAAUUAGAGCAUGUAGAUGAGGGAGCGUUGAAAGUUUUGGGAAAUCUCUUUGAAUUUAGCUUUGGAUCUAAAGCAGACUUCCUCAAAGAUCUUUCAUUAAUUGGAGUACAUAAAAUCAAUCAUUUGGAUGUCUCAGUGGAUGUACUUAACAUUGUUGACUUGUGUACAGCAGCAAAGUUAUAUUCGACUGAGUCUUUUCAAGUUAUUUAUGAGACUGUUAACUUGCCAUUGACUCCUACUAAUAUCUCAGAUGGCUGUGAAGAAGUUAAGAAAAUUGAUCUCAUGAAAAUAUUAUUAUUACCUUUAAACCUCUUAGAUGUAUAUUCGUUUUUUCAGAUUUUCAGGAACCUCACUUUGGCUAAAAUAGCUAAUCAUGAGCUCAGACCAAAUGACUUCCAAUCUCUUUGUGCUUCAGAUCCACAGAUAGUGAAACAGCUUUCUGUUAUGUUUCUAAGCUCAAAUACGAUAGAUGAGAUAGUUUCAUACCAAUUUAUGUGUUUCACAGAUCUUGAAACUCUAGAUUUAUCCUUUAAUGACAUUUCUAAUAUAGAAGAUUUUGCUUUUAUUGGAUUGAACAAUUUGAAAGAGCUAUAUCUCUAUAGCAACAAGUUAUCUUACAUUUAUCAACACACAUUCAGUGGUUUAUAUGGACUAAUGGUCCUAGAUCUCCAUGAAAAUCCUAUUAUUCAUAUAGAAUCUAAUUCAUUUGGAGAUCUUAUUAACCUUAGCAUAUUUCUGCUGGGAGAUCUGAACUUCCCACCUGACAUGUCACCAAUCAAGCUGCAUUUAUCCGAUAUAUUUGGCAUAAUUCCAUAUAAUUUGAGUAAUAUUUUAAUUAGUUCAGGCCUGAGACCAAUGCAGCUUGUGAUUGGGAAUACUACACUGGAUCAGGCCCUAAACUUGCACAUCAAAGGUCAAUAUGUGACUAUUGAGGACUGCAACAGUUCACUCUUAACAUCAGUAGUCACACUUCAGAUAGAUGCAGCAUAUGUGAGCUGUGGAAAUGAAUUCAUUGGGAAAUAUGUUCGAUCAGUCGUCAGUCUGGAAUUUAACUCAGUGUUCUCAGAUGAUAUUGGAGACUUGUCUGUAAUCAAUCAGCUUGUUCAUUUAAAAACCUUAAAACUGGCAAACAUUGAAUUGACUAAGCAGCCAAACAUGGCCGUAAUGUUUCACAAUCUGACCAAACUCCAGACGCUGAUCCUGGCGAACUGCAGAUUCUUCUUUCUGGAUGGAAGUCUGACCAAAGAUUUAAAGGCACUGACAGGUCUAAUGCUCAUUCUAAAAGACAACGUCAAUGUUCUUCAAAACUUGGUGGAACAUCUUACUAGUUUGAAAUACCUCUAUCUUCAGGGCUUGGUUCUGUACUGCAGUUGUGAUAAUGCGUGGCUGCUCUCAUGGGUGAAGAACAACAGGAAGGUGCAGGUUGUCAUGUUCAAACCCACCAUGAAAGAACUGCAGUGUUUGAGUGACAGUGGAAUUGACCACCUCAACUUUAUUGGUUAUGCUAAGGAGAACUGCUCAUUUGAAAUCGAAUUUGUGUUCUUUGCCUCCACCUCUGCAUUUUUGUGUAUUUUUAUUAUUGUGGUACUGUCAUAUAAGUUUGCAGGCCAAUACAUUGCGCCUUUCUAUCACAUCGCCAGUGGAUGGUUCAGAGAGGCUUUGCGUGGAAACGGUAAACAUCAGUACCGCUACGAUGUUUUCGUGUCUUAUAGCGCUAAAGAUGAACACUGGGUCAUGGAGGAACUUCUUCCGAACUUAGAGAGACGCGGCCCUCCGUUUUUGCGUCUCUGUCUGCAUAGUCGGGACUUUCAGUUGGGAGAAGACAUUGUGGAAAACAUCACAGACAGCAUCUACGCGAGUCGCCAGACUCUUUGUCUCGUCAGUCGCAACUACCUCAGUAGCAACUGGUGUUCUUUGGAGAUGCAGCUGGCCACCUACAGGCUCCAGGUAGAACACAGGGACAUUCUUAUCCUGGUCUUCCUAGAAAUGAUUCCGUCUCGCUGGCUAUCCUCCCAUCAUAGACUGGCCCGGCUGGUAAAAACUAGAACCUAUCUAGACUGGCCACAGGACCCAGAGAUGCAUGAGGCAUUCUGGGACAGGUUAUGGUGUAAACUCAGCUCUAAUAAAGCCAACUAGACUUUGUUUCUGUACAUUGUAAAGAUGAUUAAACAAUUGCAAAGUGAGCAAAGUUCCACCGAAAGUUCAGUCAAUAUGACAACUAAUAGAAAAUUUUCUUUUUUCUUUUUUUCUCCCUCAACUGGCAAAUGGAUGAGAAAAGUGAACUUUAAAUAUAUUUAGCCUACAUGUAAUGUCCAUGUUGUAUUUACUUUUCUGUAUGCUCUGGUGUAACAACAAAUAUGAUUCACUGUGCAAACAUGACAAAAUAUGGCUGUAGCAAGAGUUAACUAUUUCAGCUUUAAAAAAUCAGCACACUUUAAACAUAUGUGAACUGAUGUUUGGAGUAACUACUGAAAUAUCCUUUUCUGAUAAAAAUCAACUGCAGACUAUUUCUGAACAUGUUCAGAUAUGAGCUGCUCUUAGUACUUUGUAUAAAGUAGUUUCAGUUCAUGUUUUAAGACGU